UCCAUUUUCAAGACGCACGCGACGACGCAGCCGACAGUAUCCCACGGGAACCGUCACCCACUGGACGUUUUCACGACAUCAAUUAGUUUGAAGUGAAGCAUGGAAGAAAAUGGAAAAUCGCCGGAAGUUUUUCGUUAGCGGGAAUCAAACUGAAUAUCUUCCGAUGGUUUCGAUGGACGGUGAAUCCCAUCCGGAGAUUACCCUGGCAGCGGUCGGACUUGGCGUGCUGGUGGCCUGCAUCAUCCUCAUCACCUUGAUCGCGUUUAUUACGCGCCGAAAGAGACAACUCUUCACCAACAUGGAGAGCGGCGCCCGCGAGAUGAACACCUCCUCCAAGCUGGACUCACCCGCGAUUCUAACCAUUUCCCAGCGAAUCGACACGACGACGCCCAGCAGCUACCGAAGAAGCUCCUCGACGCUGACCAUGUGCUCGGACGUGGUGACGCAAAUUUAAAGAAAGGGGGUUUGUCUUCUUCCAUGACGACGGCGACGAAUGACUGAGACUGAGUUUGUUGAAUAGCUGUGGGUUGCUAUUAAUGACUGUAUUAGGGAGUGAAUCUUUUAUUUAUAUGUAUUUAGUUUAAGACUUAAGAUAAAAACAAACUGUAUUUUACCGCUUUAGGAUAAAUGUGUUUUUACUACAAUAUGGCAAAUGUGUCUAAGAUAGAACCAUCAAAUGGUUGAUCACUAUUAAAGUUGUUAGCAAAAAAAAAAA
This is a messenger RNA of Culex pipiens pallens (northern house mosquito), 715 nucleotides long. RefSeq lists its product as uncharacterized. Lineage: Eukaryota; Metazoa; Arthropoda; Insecta; Diptera; Culicidae. The coding region runs from base 110 to 454 and encodes 114 amino acids. The transcript is spliced from 3 exons. The record is from RefSeq and is a predicted model, not a curated record.